UUUGAAAGUCUUUUUUUUUUCUUUUUUUUGAGGGGUAACACUUGUGUUGCUGCCAAUCCCCCACUCUCCAUCAUAAAAAAAAAAAUAAACAAUAGCACGCAGAAUUUGGAGUCGAAAAAAAUCGCUUCACAACAAUAAGCAAUAGUGGAAAGAGAAAAGCCGAAAAAAAAGUCAGCGAAAGCCAACGUACGACGUCAAAUUGGCCGUUGCACCCGAGUUUGCGAAAAAAAAAAAAAAAAACCAACCGAAGAGAAUCACCACUACACGCAUCCAGCCCAUUUCCUCUUCUACUGCCCACAUCUUUGAACCGUCCUUCCAUCUCUCAUCACGAGUCCAACCCUGAUACACGGACAUGAGCAGUGGUGAAAGCACGUCGGUCCUGACCACCGUCAAUGCAUCGGAUAACAGUCAUCGUUCCUUGCGAUGCGCAUCCCCACCUACGCCUACACCACAUGUCGCUACUACCAAAACAUCGAAUUCCAAACAUCUGUCUAAAGCACUACUGCGUACAGCCCUUCAAAAGGCAAACUCGGCCGUUCUUUGCGAUUCAUCCAACAAUGUCACGGGCGCCAUUGAAGCUUACACCGAAGCCAUUACCCUUUUAAAUCGAGUAUUGGCCACAGUAGAAAGGGAGACCGACCGCCGACGACUGCAAGAAAUCCACGACUCUUACUCUGAUCGCAUACGACUGUUGAAUGCUGUAUCACCGAAAUCCGAUGUCGAGAAUGUGUAUGAAAAGUUGGAUGAUCCAGCGUGUUCCAAUACAGAUACCCAUGAUCCGGAGGUGACGAGACCUAAAGAAGAUGUUGUCAAGCACACCAAAAGAUCUUCUUUACACCGGAUGCAGGACAGUCCCACCACAGCCAUUCUUCACAUGCCUUCGUCUUCGUCCCUUGACAGUGCCUUUGCCAUGAUGGAUGCUAACAAAAGUGUAGGAUCUCAUCGACCAGAGGCCGACGUGUCCGAUCAUGCUACUUGCAAAGUGUCUUUGCCUCCUCUUUCCGUCUGUUCCACACAUCCCUCACCUUGGCAUCCUGAUGCUUCAUCGGCUUCUUCUUCAUCAAGGAGUACACCCACGCACGCACCCUCCCGUAGCGCCAAACGACCCAGCUUUGAUGCGGAACAUUUGGACGAAACGCAACCGAAUCAUUCCCGAUCGUCUUCUCUCUCCCACUAUACGGAUCCUGGCACACCGGAAGCCGUCCAUCCUGCAGACGAAAUUCGGUCUUCCAUCGACGACGGCUUGGAUGAGGAUGAUGCUAUCCAUCGAACGUCGGUUGGUUCAGCAUCCUCGCUGUCAUCGACGGAUAGCGAAGGAUGGCACGCAUCCGUAUCACGCACCAACAAUCAUCAUCAACCCUCCCUGACGUUACCCUCGCUUCUUCAAUUGGAAACGCCUUCCUCCACCGAAGCGUCCAAAGUACCGUGCACGCCAGCGACAAACGGGGCCAGUAUAAUUGCAGCCGUCGAAGCAAUUCGUGCCCGUAGUAGCAGUUUGCCUCGACAAAACCAAUUAGCAACGGAGUCUUGUCAGUCCGUCGAAACGCUUACCACUGUCAACACGACCAAAGCACCCGCGACUGGCAUACUUCCGCUUUCCAGUUCAGCUCCCGAAGGUGACACUGCAUUACAAGAGGAUCGGGCGGCUCAUGGACGGAACACAGUACCAAUGCGUCGCGCUGUCACGCAACCCUCGCCACCGGAAGAGAAGCAAUCGCCUACCUUUACUCCACCGAUCCAUCGCCCUCUUGUUUCGCGUCAAUCCAGCGGUCUCGGCAGUGUCCGACGCAAAGCGCAAAAUCGCUUGUCACGAUCCAGUAUGGAUGGUUCUGGUCGGAAAGACAAGGGCAGUCCGAUUUUUGGACUUUUCCUCAAAGACAUCAUGCCAUCUCGUCCUACCUAUGAAGUCACCGCCGAUUACCUCGAUCGACACACUAUGAGCGAUGUGCCUGAAUCAGAAACAGUGACGCCUUCCAAGUGUGCACGUCCCCUGAAAUUGAUCCUAUCUUUGGAGUCUAGUAUGGUGCAGGGAGGCUACGUCACCGAUCAUCUCUAUAUACCCAAAAACUUAUGGUUUCAGCCGAAUAUCCGAUUAUCAUCCUUGGACGUCAAAGUAUCUGCCUGUGAAAAUAUGGCCGCCGAUUUGGCGCGGCUUGAGAAAUGGAAGAGCUUGGAUGAUGUGGCCGGUAGUUUAAAGUUGCUGGAAACGCUGGAAACAACAAUCGAAGGCUGGCAAAUCAGUCUUUCCAGAAAGUUGAAGCGGGAAAGCAUGGAUGGCGGAGAUUCGUCAUCGAGCACCAUCUCUGACACCAGCAGUAUCACCAGCAGCACCGGCGGCAGCAAAAAAUCACAAACACUGAUGUCCUGGGGUAACAAGUUGACCAAGUCCGUCGAACGGAUGAAUGCCUUUAGCUUGACCAAAUCAGAAGACCAAUAUCGACAUUACAUCGACACUUUGCAGCGGUUGUUUUUAAAGGUUCACGUUCUAGAGCAUUGGUUGGAGCAUUAUUCCAGGAUGAACUAUGGCAAACAUGAGCUUUUGGUGCAGAAAUUGAGCAAAAUCUGUGAUUUGAUCACGGUAGUGGUUGGUGGAUUCGUGAUACGCGACAUGGCCAUUCUGUUAAGCAAAUGGUUAAAGCGCGGAGGAUGUUGGGUCAACGAGUGAACCUAAUCCCCUCCUUAUAUACCUUAGCUUUGUCUAUCUUACUUCUUUUUCUUUUUCUUUUUUUUUCUCUAAUCUCACUAUUUAUCAUAUAACAUUGUGUCUUAUUUUCCCUUGUGCAUCAGUUAAUCUAUUAAAUACUUACUAUUUUUGAAUUCUUCUAUUACCUUUUUUUUUUGUCACCCAAAGCUCUUUCGAUACCCCAUCUGUUUCCUUUAUGUGUGAUGGCCGCCG
Radiomyces spectabilis is the source of this 2896-nucleotide messenger RNA. RefSeq lists its product as uncharacterized. NCBI's taxonomy places the organism in Eukaryota, Fungi, Mucoromycota, Mucoromycetes, Mucorales, Radiomycetaceae. The record is from RefSeq and is a predicted model, not a curated record. The coding region runs from base 353 to 2665 and encodes 770 amino acids. The transcript has 6 exons.